CAUGCGGAAGCAGCGUCGUGUUUACCCGCUUCAGCCGCUGUGCUAAUCGGCGCCUCCUCCUCGAUGAUGGGGGUCUUUUAACCGAGUUCGCGUCACCUUUUGUUGGGCAUUGAGUUCACCAUGUUCAUUGUUGUGUGAUUUAUUUUUUUUCCUUCACCAUGACGUCACCGCUUUCCUUCGACAACAGCAGCGCAGAGAAAGACCGGCUCCUUUCGCCCAGGACCGGCUACGGCUCGCAGGACCAUGUUGGGAACCGAGACGCUCGCCCGGCCGUGCUGGUGGGUUCCUCUGUCCACCAGCACGAGGAAGAGGAGGAGGCCCUGAGGAGGAAGCUCAAGUACUUCUUCAUGAGCCCCUGCGACAAGUACCACGCUAAAGGACGCAAGCCUUUCAAGCUGGGUCUGCAGCUGCUGAAAAUCGUCAUCGUCACAGUGCAGUUGGUGAUGUUCGGCCUCAGCAACCAGAUGGUUGUGACAUUUAAGGACGAAAACACCGCAGCAUUCAAGCACCUUUUCCUCAAGGGUUACCGUGACAACAACCCCCACGCUGUUUACACGCAGCAAGAGCUGUACAGCCUCAUCAACUUCACCAUUUCACAGUACAUGGCCCUCCCUGAGAUCUCGCUGGCCCAGUACGCCUACGUGACCAACGCCGGCGUGAAUGGGAGCUCGCUUUCGCUGUGCCAGCGCUACUACAGGAGGGGCUCCAUCGUCCCCGUCAACGACACCUUCGACAUCGACCCUCACGUGGUCACUGACUGUAUCGGACUGAACCCCCUGACUAAAGCUUCUGCUCUGGACGACGGCGACUUCAAGAACUUCACGCUCAAAUUCUACAAGUUGAUCAAUGUGACCAUGGACUUCCAGCUGAAGGCCAUCAACAUCCAGACCAUCAUCAACAACGAGAUCCCCGACUGCUACACCUUUGCGAUCACGAUCGUCAUGGACAACCAGGCUCACAGUGGCAAGGUGAAGGUGCGUCUGAACAAUCAACCCUCGAUAAAGGAGUGCAAAGACCCCAACGUGUCGGGACACGGUGAGUCGCCGGGGGGCAGGGUUUACGAACUUUCUCACUUUCUCACUCCCACUGUGAAAUGUGCUGCAGCUGAGAACUAUGCGCGCGAGUUCUUCGACGUCCUGGUGGCGCUGGUGUGCCUGCUGUCUCUGCUGCUGUGCGGCCGCUCCGUCGUCCGAGGCAUCCUGCUGCAGCACGAGUUCGCCCAGUUCUUCAGAAGCAGACUUUGUCGAGGCGUCAGCUGGAGCGACCGGAUGGAGUUCAUCAACGGCUGGUACAUUCUGCUCAUCAUCAGCGACGUCUUCACCGUCAUCGGCAGCUUCAUCAAGAUCGGAAUCGAGUCCAAGAACAUUGCGUCGUACGACGUGUGCGGGAUCCUGCUGGGGACCUCCACCCUCCUGGUCUGGGUGGGAGUCAUCCGCUACCUCAGCUUCUUCCAGAAAUAUAACAUCCUGAUUGUGACGCUGAGAGCCGCCUUCCCGAACGUGAUCCGCUUCUGCUGCUGCGCCGCCGCCAUCUACAUGGGCUACUGCUUCUGCGGCUGGAUCGUGCUCGGGCCGUACCACGUUAAGUUCCGCACGCUGUCCCUGGCGUCCGAGUGCCUCUUCUCCCUGAUCAACGGCGACGACAUGUUUGUCACGUUCGCCCAGAUGGAGCACAGCGGCACCAUGGUGUGGAUCUUCAGCCAGGUCUACCUCUACUCCUUCAUCUCGCUCUUCAUCUACAUGGUGCUGUCGCUCUUCAUCGCCCUCAUCACCGGAGCCUACGACACCAUCAUGGCCCAAACCCAGGAGCAGGUCCGCAUCACUGACCUUCACGCUUUCAUCGCAGAGUGCACGGACACACCCAGCUCCGGCAAGUUCCGAGUCCCGGAAGGUUCACCUUGUUCUUUUCUCUGCUGCUGCAAGUGAGGAGGACGGGUUUGUCUUUCCACUCCACCGAGUGGCCAGAACCCACAGACCUCACGGCACAUUUAUUUAAAUUUCCCCUCCCGACUGCAGCGGGAACAUGUGGACACUUUGUCAGCGACCCCAUUACCUGCUGGGGAGUUUGUCCUCCAUGAAUAAUGCAUCGCCUCUGAAGCGGCGGUUGUGAGGUUUCUGACAUGCGGUAAUGAUGAUUGCAGAAGAUUGGACACUUUAGCUGGAAACAAAGUGGUGGUGUGCCGAACCCAGAAACCAGACGGGUCCAUUUCAAGUGCCAGUUUAUGGAGACGUGCGGCCGGUUCUGAGGGUGGAAACACAGAACUAUCAGGUUUGACUGAGCGGAGCUUGGAGCUCAGGAGGAGAAGUCAUUCAACAGAAGGGAACAGAAGCGGCAGCUGGUUUACUGACUGCUUUUUAUUGUUAUGUUAACCACCUUGCACUUUUUAUUUUUGCUAGAACGGGUGUUGUUUUAUUUUGCACUAUUGAGUCAAGAAUUCUGUUUGGAAAUAUUUUUAAAUUAAUAUUAUGAGGUGAAAUCUUGCUGCUCCAGUCAAAGCACUGACCCCUGAAUUCCGCACAUUUGUUUAUAUAUUGUAUGAUAUUUCAACAUUUAUUUUCAAACAUUUUAUGACGUGUUCUCUACUCCAUGGUCAGACUUGCAAUUCUGACUCCGUAGAACCUAAUAAUUCUGUGUUUAAAUCCCAAAAGUGUUGCUCUUGUUUGAUGUUUUUAAAUAUAGCGCUGAUUUUUACGAUGGAUUGUUGCUUUAUUGUAAGGUUUGUUUGCUGCCAAGACGACUGCCGUGCCUCAUGCUCAUGUCAAUGUCCCAACAGCGCACAGGUACGCAGACAGGGAAAGCUCAUAGCGUACGCUCGCAUGCAUUAGCUCGCGCUGCAGCUCCUGCAGUCGCCUCCAGUGCUUUCGUCUCUUUGUUCCCUGGACUGCCGCGGGACGCCUGCAGCCAACACGUCGCUCAUCAAUAUGGAUGAACUCCAUCACCAGUGAAGAGCUUGUUGGCGGCUCGGGAAUGUGUCGUGUAGCCGUAGCACCUCAUGAUUUUAGCUGCAUGUUUUAAACCCGCCGUCUGCUACUGUUAAUAUUUAUUUGAUCUGUUCCAAGCCGAGGCGUUGGGCUUGACCUCUGCGCUGGAUCACCACGUUGUGCACUGAAGACACAUGGACAGCUCCACUUGAUUUCAAAUGUCUCACUAGGGAACACACGCUGGUGAUGCAUUCAUGUUUACAGUCUGAUUUAUAGCCACUCGGGAUCAACAUGUGGUUUGUUUGGGUGAUGCUGUUGUUUUUCUCACCAACAAGGGACACAUUCUUUUUGUUUUUUUAUGACGGUUAAUGUAUAUAUACUGUGACAAUGUUCAAAAU
This is a messenger RNA of Synchiropus splendidus (mandarinfish), 3319 nucleotides long. RefSeq names its product mucolipin-1-like. NCBI's taxonomy places the organism in Eukaryota, Metazoa, Chordata, Actinopteri, Syngnathiformes, Callionymidae. Gene Ontology annotation, molecular function: NAADP-sensitive calcium-release channel activity. Gene Ontology annotation, cellular component: plasma membrane; lysosomal membrane. The transcript is spliced from 12 exons. The record is from RefSeq and is a predicted model, not a curated record. Bases 159 to 1925 code for a protein of 588 amino acids.